UCCUUAUACGGACGCCCGCGGUGUUCCCAGCAUGCAGUUCGACUCCAUGGCGUACUUGUCUGCUCCCCCCACCCUUGUGACCAACUGACGACAAUUUCUCUGAUUUUUGGUGUGUGGAGACGAGCGGUGAGGCGACGUCAGCAUGGCGGAGGCCAGCGAGGAGUCUAUCGUUCUGAAGAUCAAGCAGGCGCUACUGACCAAGAACCGCUCCGGUGAGGGCUCGGAGAUGCCGGUGGAGCAGCCGGGAACGCGGGAAAUCCUGGUACAGCAUGGGAACGGUUCAGCUCAUGGUGACGCAUCCAUAUUUCAGGUGCAAACAGUGGAGGUACCUGAACCUGUACAGACAGAGACUGUCAUCGACCCAACCGACCAGUUAUACGAGACAAAGGAAGAACAAAUUCAGGAUGUCGAAAUUUCCUUGCAGCCCGAAGACAUCCCGCAAAACGAGGAGGUUGUGGUGUCCCAGGAGGAUGAAGAAGACGACUACCUGAGCGUCCCGUUACACGACGGGCGGUCGCCGCGUGCUCGGCGCCACAGCUCCAGCUCAAGUGAAGAUAGUAGUGAUAGUAGAAGUGAGUCUGAGUCUGAAUCCGCAGAAGACAUGGUGAUUGACCAACAGUCAGCACCGAGCACGUCCAAGCCUCGCAAGAGAAGCAUGAGUACUGGCACCGGGGAACGGCCGCACAGGUGCAACAGGUGUAAGGCUGCCUUCAAGACAUCUUACCACCUGAGGAGACACAUCUCUACACAUACUGGUGAAUAUGCGUACCAUUGUCUGGAAUGCAGCAAAGGUUUCCGGACCAAGUACCAUCUAGACCGUCACCAGAUAGUGCACAACAAAACCUGUGAGAAACCGUUCCAGUGUGAAGACUGUAACAAGUGUUUCAUCCAGAAGUACCACCUGAACCGGCACCUGCGCGUACACAGCGGGGACAAACCGUACCAGUGUAGCGACUGCGGGGCCUCGUUCGCUCGCUCGGACCGACUGCUGCGUCACAAGCGACAGAAGCACCCGGGGAGCGAGCUGACGCUGAGCGAGCGACCCUUCAUGAAACACAGCUCCAAGAAGUUCAAGUGUAAUUACUGCAAGUUCUCAUCUGUACACAAGAAGGAUGUGGAAAAACACCAAAAGACUCAUGAGAGAAGGAAAGGAAAGAAGGGACCCAAGUUGACAGCAGCAGUGAAAGCAUCCAAAGGUCAAACCAAGGGAGCAGCCAAACGUAAAAGGAAGCAGCCCAAGCAGAUUGGCAGAACUACUGGGGACGACAGUGAUUCAGAUUCUGAUGGAGACACCAAGGCAAAGAGGGGCAAGGGGGUAGACGACUCGCCGCGAUUCUCUCCACUCAAGAUCAAAAUUACCACCACCAAGAAGGGCACCAAGAAGGUCACCAGUAGUAGAGGAAGGGCGGCGGGAAAAACAUCCACGAGGGGGCAGAAGAGGAGACGUGGAGGCGGUCGGGGAAGGGGCGGCGGCAGGGACAGUUCCGACGCCAACGUGUACUCCAAAAAGAGGAGGUACCUGAAGGCCGUGGAAGGGAACAUGGCGGGCGUUAGUCUGGAGACAGGGAACCUGGAGUCGGACGGUAAAGGGGAGAUCAUUGAGACAAUAGAAUGUGUGGAAAUCAGUCAGGAAACGUUAAUCCCCUCCUCAGAACCCACCAGGCCGGUCGCCACCAUCCCAGACUUAGGAAACCCGGGGUUCAGUCAUUCCAUGGGGACGGGCAAGCCGGCCGCCCAGGGAAUGCCGUCGCUGCUCCAGCCGUUCGCUGCCGCCAUGACGACUGCGGGGAAGGGGCAGUUUGUGAGCGUGCAGCCGCCGACGGGACAGAAGGCGCAGCUGCACAUACAGGGGGACGUGGCGGAGAUCAUGUCAGCUCCCGCCGGCGAGGUCACCUCACAAAUCACCAUCACCACGCUUCACCAGGGAUUCCCACAACAACAACAUCAACAACAACAACAACAGGACUUUCACUUUACUAAUGCUGGCCAGGGUCAGGUCACAGGGCAAGGGUCAAGCAGGACUUUCCCUUCCACACAGCCUGACUUUCAGCAGGGCCCUCCUCCUAGCUACAGCUAUGCAGUCAGCCAAAGUUCCAACCAAGUGGAGGUGCCUCAGCAGCAUAUAGUUAAACAGGAGGUGGUGUAUCCGGUACAGAACCCACCACCCCUCCAGCAGCCCAAAAUGGACACUUCCACCACGGUAGGGGAACAGAUCCAAUUCACCACCACUAUGGAAUAUACCAAUGAGCAGACUCAGGGGGGGUUGAACAGCAGACAACCGCAGGUCAGCCUCCAACCCAAUCAGGUCACGACGAGUCAGCAGCCCCAGCAGCAAUACACCACCACGACCAUCUCUCCGCAGCGCGUGCGCGUGGAGAGGAUGCCCACCACCAGUCCCGUGUACGGAAACCGCUUCUCGGGGGUGGAAAUUUCCCCGUCGCGGCCUCCUCCCAACAGCAAUGCACAACAACGCCUACAGUUUGAGUCAUUCCAAGGGUCGCUGAACAAUACCGCAAUGCCCCAGCAAAUCUUACAGAGCGAAGCCACGUCCCCCACAGAGACAAAUUUCCCUCAGUAUUCAGUUCAAACAGACUCUAAUCAGUUCCAAUCUUGAUCCUGUGCUGUAGAUCAUCGUCAUAAUUAUAACUUAGUGGCACAUGUGGUUUCAGGGUGUGAAUGAAAAUGACCUGUACAAAAUUUGAAUGUUUCUGUUUGUAUCUGAUCAUGAUGUAGGGUUGCAAACCAAAGGGAAAGGGGAAAACCAGAACAACCACUGCUUAAUUCGUAUUUUCAUCAAGGAACUAAUACAAUGGUCAUUGUUAUACUUAACCCACAAUAUUCCCUAUGCUUGUAUAAACCUGGUAGCAGAAAGUGUUCCUCACGAUUCAAUACUUGUUACAGUGAUGCAUAUCGUUUCAUAAUGUUUGCUAUCCAUAACAGGUCUGUUCUGAUUCAAACAGACUUCCCAGAGUUGUAGUAGCUAUUCCUGCUUUUGUAAAUAUUAUUGUAUACUUAAUUGGAUUUUUUUCGUUUUGCGAGGAAUGGUCUUCAGUAGUAUACCUAGCAUCUUGUUGUGUUGAAUUAUAUGUAAGUUAUGGAAAUAGAGGACUGUCCCCUCUGAGGCUGUAGAAGUGUUCUGACAGGCUGUUUCCACAGUGUUCCUGCUUCCUCAAUGUUUGUAUAGAUGCAAAGACUCUGACUGACACAAUGUUUGUGCUAACAUCCUCUUGUAUACUAAAAAAGCCUGGUCCCUCCUCAACUAAAUGUAGAAUCGUUCUGUAUCACACUUCUUCAUUAUCUUGAUUUGAAGGGUAGUACAAAGUAUUUUUAAACAUUUUCCAUUAUCCAUUGAGUGCUUCUUUCGGUGUUCCAAAACUUUGCCAGAAGUCAGCUUUGGAAGUUUGAUCUGGAAUUGAAUUGGGCCCUCAUGUUGGUACAAGUUUGUACUCACUGGCAUAUCGAUAAGAACACACAGGGCAAUUUCAAUGACAGCAUUGUCAUUGAAAUCAAUGAUUCUCAACAACAUGACCAGUUUUGGCCCAGAUAUUACCUUUCAAAGUGUGUCCUACUUUUCCUGUGGAUGUGUGAGCACAGUAGGUACUUACAACCAUUGAAACUGUACACUGAACUGUUUACAGAGGUAUAAAGGGGUUGUAUUUGUUUGCAGUCACAUCCAAUCAAGUAUGGAAGAGGAACUAAUCGUGAUAGUUUUUAUUUUUUGAGAGUAACCUACAGAUUGUGGAGUUGUGAAUUGUCUAUGUGAUCCCGGUGUUAACUUGAACCCAAGGUUUUUGAUUGAAAAUUAUACCACAGAGUUGUAAGGACUA
Branchiostoma belcheri (Belcher's lancelet) is the source of this 3827-nucleotide messenger RNA. Its product is annotated as zinc finger protein 281-like. Gene Ontology annotation, biological process: negative regulation of transcription by RNA polymerase II. The transcript is spliced from 9 exons. Gene Ontology annotation, molecular function: DNA-binding transcription repressor activity, RNA polymerase II-specific; RNA polymerase II cis-regulatory region sequence-specific DNA binding. NCBI's taxonomy places the organism in Eukaryota, Metazoa, Chordata, Leptocardii, Amphioxiformes, Branchiostomatidae. The record is from RefSeq and is a predicted model, not a curated record. The coding region runs from base 143 to 2614 and encodes 823 amino acids.